Salvelinus sp. IW2-2015 is the source of this 3917-nucleotide messenger RNA. RefSeq names its product metabotropic glutamate receptor 3. Gene Ontology annotation, molecular function: group II metabotropic glutamate receptor activity. Lineage: Eukaryota; Metazoa; Chordata; Actinopteri; Salmoniformes; Salmonidae. Gene Ontology annotation, biological process: G protein-coupled glutamate receptor signaling pathway; regulation of synaptic transmission, glutamatergic. The record is from RefSeq and is a predicted model, not a curated record. Gene Ontology annotation, cellular component: plasma membrane.
CUCCCUUCUCUCCUCUCGGCAGUGAGACUGUGGUGAAGUUUGAUCCCUAUGGCGACGGGAUGGGACGUUACAACAUUUUCAGUUACCAGCGCAACGCUGAUCGCUAUGGCUAUGUGCCCAUCGGCGAGUGGGCGGAGACUCUGAGCCUGAGCAGUGACCUGAUUCGCUGGCCAAGGGAGGUGGUGCCCCCAUCCCAGUGCAGUGACCCAUGUGCCCGCAAUGAGAUGAAGAAGAUGCAGGCUGGAGAGUACUGUUGUUGGAUCUGUACGGCAUGUGAGGCUCAUGAGUACCUGGCUGAUGAGUUCACCUGUUCGCCCUGCGCCCCCGGCCAGUGGCCCAGUGAAGACCUCACUUUCUGCUAUGACCUGCCCGAGGACUACAUCAUGUGGGAGGACGCCUGGGCCAUCGGACCCAUCAGCAUCGCCAUUGUCGGGUUCCUGUGUACAUCUCUGGUGUUCUGGGUGUUUGUGAGACACAACAACACGCCCCUGGUGAAGGCGUCAGGCAGAGAGUUGUGUUACAUCCUGCUGCUGGGUGUCUUCAUGUCCUACUCCCUCACCUUCCUCUUCCUGGCCAAGCCCUCGCCUACUAUCUGCGCCAUGCGACGCCUCGGCCUCAGCACCUCAUUCGCUGUCUGCUACUCAGCCCUGCUCACUAAGACCAAUCGGAUCGCCCGGAUCUUCAGCGGGGUAAAGGACGGGGGCGGGACCACAAGGCCGCGCUUCAUAAGCCCCACCUCUCAGGUGUUUAUCUGUCUCAGUCUGAUAUCGGUCCAGUUAGUGAUGGUGUCAGUGUGGUUGCUGCUGGAGGUUCCCGGUACCAGGAGGUUUACGUUACCGGAGCGACGGCAGACAGUGAUCCUGAAGUGUAACGUCCGUGACUCCAGCAUGCUGCUGUCACUAGUAUAUGACGUGCUCCUGGUCAUCCUGUGUACCGUGUACGCCUUCAAGACCAGGAAGUGUCCAGAGAACUUCAAUGAGGCUAAGUUCAUAGGAUUUACCAUGUACACAACCUGUAUCAUCUGGCUAGCAUUCCUGCCCAUAUUCUACGUCACAUCCAGUGACUACAGGGUCCAGACCACCACCAUGUGUAUCUCUGUCAGUCUCAGUGGUUUCGUGGUGCUGGGCUGUAUGUUCGCUCCCAAGGUCCACAUCAUCAUGUUCCAACCACAGAAGAACGUCACCAGUCUCCGCCUCAAUAUCAACCGCUUCAGUGUCAGUGGUCCUGCCACCACAUGCGCUUCACACGUGAGUGCCCAGUAUGUACCGACUGUGUGUAAUGGGAGAGAAAUUGUUGACUCCACCACUUCCUCUCUGUGACCCCACCCACUCACCUCUCUAUCCCCACCCCCCAGAGACUUAGCCAAUAGGCACACAUUGUGCCCCCCUGUCCCCUCCUCCCACCACGUGGACUAGCACAGUACCAUUUCAUGUCUGUAGAAAGCGUGUAUUAUGAUUAAAUUAUUUUCUAGUGCUGUACAUAUAAUGGAAUCAACAUUGUUGUAGACAUACAAAAGAACAAAAAAAACUUUGUAGGAGGAUUUUUUGACGCUUUGUUUUUGAUAGCUUUGUUAAAAGGCUGUGUUCAUUUAUUUAUAACUGUGCACUGGCUGGGUUGUGAUAUGAGUGUGUUAGGGUUGUGAUAGGAGUAUGUGUGUGUUAGGGUUGUGAUAGGAGUGUGUUGUCUGCAUUACAUGCUGACAACACCGGCCACGUGCGUGCGUCUGCAUGUGCCAUUGUGCGCAUGUUGAUUUUGUACAUCCACACCAGACGCGAUCGUGACACGCAGGUUGAAAUAUCAAAACCAACAAUAUUAAUUUGGAGGUAGGUCGAAACAUUCAUGGAUAUUUAGCUAGCUAGCUGUUGGGACUGCUAGUUAGUCCUGGGAGAUGAAUAUUGGGUUGAUAUUUUACCUGACAUGCAUAUGGUCUUCUAACAUUUUGACCCGGAGUCAUACAAAAUCUUGUGUUUCUCUACUCUGACGAUUAAUCCACAGAUGCCACACAGAAAAAAUGGAAACCUACUUAGUUUUGUUAUCUUUAAUUAAUCUCUCCUGUGUUUGUCAAGCAUCCACGUGGGUCUGUAUCUCCCUGAUAUUCAAUAAGGAGGGGACUUGCAGUCAGUGGAGCGUCUCAAAUAGAACCAAGUUCUAUUUUAGCGUGUGGCUAUGCAGACGCUCGUUCAAGCGCGUGAGCGGUGCGUAUGAAAUGAUUGAAUAAUAUAUACUGUAUCUGUCCAUUUAUUUUGCAACACUCGUGCACGCAAUGUGGCCUGUGGAGGUUUGCGUGUUAGAGUUGUGAUAGGAGUGUGUGUGUGUGUGUGUGUUAGGGGUGUCUGAAAACAGAUGUUCUGUACGAGUAGUGGCUGCAACAGCCUCACCUGCAAUAGCCCACAGACUUUCUACUCUUGUGCUUUUUUUGUAGGUCUCAUUGUAAUAACCCAGUCAGUAUGCAUUUGUAUGUUGUAUCUGUAUAUAAUAUUACUGAUGGUUGGAACAGCACAAUGUUGAGAGUAUUAUGUAACUCCAGUAGGAUUCCCACUACUGUGGACUGACUGUGGAUGAAGCUCUGUGAGUGUUGACUAGCCCUUAGGAAUAGAAUAUAGUAUAGUAUAGUAUGUUGAAUCACACAUUUGCUCUUAUUAUGGCAGAAUAGUAUCAAAUAUUUAUUUAACUUUCCCAAUAUGGCAGCCAGUCCACCCAAUAUGGACCAUGGUUUUCAACUGGAAUGUUCCUUCUACUCAUUCUAAUUCCAUGGAACAGCCACUGUAUAGGAGGGUCCCUUUACCUUGAUGGCCAUAGUAACAGACGUGUGUACAACAACAACACAAUGUUUCUAUUUAACUGGUAUUUCCGCAUCAAACGUUAGCAUCAGUGUGACAACACAAGGUAGUUCAUUAAAAGUGACUCUUUCCAAGUCUUAACUGUCAAUAUUAAAGAAACAUUGUUGAUGCACUGCCACAAUCAAACUCAGUCACUGAUGUUUAAUUUAGCAUUUACAAACAUUCUUUGAAAUCAUUCCACAAGCACGGUUUGUAGAAAAGACUUUGCUGCGAACAAGUCUAGUUGAACACACAUCUUCCCUGCAUCCUUUAAACCAAUGGGUAGUGCGCUCUCCCAUGUCAAUGUGUCCUGUAGUCAUGUGAUGUUCUAUUAACUGCUGUGUGUCUGCUAGGCUUAUGCUCCAGGUAGAGGCUGUCCUUAUAGGCACAGAUCUAGGAUCCGUUUACAGUCCACCAAUCCUAACCAUAACCAGUAGGGGUAAAGAUGUAAAACUGACCCUAUCCUGGUCGCCUCGUCUUCUUUUCCGUAGUGUGAAACAUUAAGGAAGUGGAGUCCAGGAGAAUGAGGCCACACCCCUCUCUGCUAACAGGAUUUCCUGGGGUGUGAUAACCGGUGUUACACCUCUGACGCAGUGCGCCUGUCAAACAUUUCCCCAAAGUCUUAGCAAUAGUGAAAGACAGACACAAAGAGGGGGAGAGAGAGAGCGUUUCUGUGAUUGAGCGAACCUAAAGAAGUUUGUGUGUGUGUUGCAGCAGGCAGAGAGGACCUGGAUUAUGUAAAAGCAUCCCAUGGCCCAGGAGGCAGAGCAGCAUUGUUCAGCCCAGACACACACUAACAUACACACAGCUCAGAGAUUGGGAGGCUUUGUUGUCCCUAGGCUUAUGCAUUCACUCCCCAGCCUUGCAGCCACCAGAUACUAGACCCUCCUAUUCCCUCCCCGCAUUGCACAUCGCUAUGGCAAACCACUGCAACAUCCACUUUCACAAUUCCUUUUGUUCUGAUAGAGUGGGAUGGGGGAGUCAAGCAUGAAGAACAGAGGUGUGGGAUGUUGAAUCACACAAGUUCAAAUCAAACUUUAUUUGUCACAUGCGCUGACUACAAGUGCACAGUAGACCUUACCGUGAAAUGCUUACUUA